GGCGGCCGGCUGACUCUGGGCUCGUGUCCGACUCGCGCUCACAGUCACAGCCGAAGCCGAGCUGCCGUUCGGCGGACACGAGGCGCGGAUGCCUCGCGUGAACCGGACGGCGCUGCUGGCGCUGCUGGUGGCGAGCAGCUGCGUCUUCCUGCUCUUUCAGCUCCGUUACUACCGGAAGUACGUCACCAAGGCUGGCCCGCGCACGCCGGGUCACGUGACCGCCAGCCACCUCCAAUGGCAAAGCGUGAAGACGUUCCUGCGCCUGUCGCGGCGUUUCCGCCUGCCGCUGUUCCUGGCCGACCCCGCCGUUCUCGGGCCGCUGGAGCGCGAGCGGCCGCCGACGGGGGCUCGCUGCGGCUUCCUGUGCGGCGGGCGAGCCGUCACGUCCUUCGGGCUGCUGGCCGGCGCGCGGACGUACGACGUGAGUACGGCGGUCGCGGCGGCCGCUCGUCCGCUCCGUUUGCCACAGUCGCUUUCUCGGCAGGCCGCCUUCCGAUUGGCCGCUGAGGAGAAAGGUUUCGAGGUGCUGGAGGUGCGAGGAGAAGACCCCAGAUUGGCCAGCUUAGACCUCCUGUCCGGGGAGGACAUCCCCCUGCAUCUUGUGCUCCGCCUACAUGGUUACUUCAUCCAGCUGGUGAUCCUGUACGAGCGUAGCGGCGACUACUUGUGGCACGGCCCGCUGCGCCUCAAAGCCGACGCCGACCGCGGCUUCGCGCCCUUCGCGCUGAUGGAGUUCGGGCGCCACGCCGGCGCCUACGACAGGCCGCGGCUGGUACUGACGGCGGUGGACGGCCUGGACGUCGCCGUCCCUCGGAACAUCUCCGACUUCCUGGCUCAGCAUCGGCGCGCUCGCUUCCUGGAGUGCCGCUACCGGGACGCGCGGCGCUUCCUGCAGCUCUACCCUGACGACUCGUCUCCCGAGGCGCUGGACUUUCGUAACAAAGCCAAGUCUUUGCUUCGGUUGGCCGCCAAAACGCUCGCACGUCUGCACGUCCCCUUCUGGAUCAGCAGCGGAACCUGCCUGGGCUGGUUCCGGCAAUGCGGCUUCAUCUCGUACAGCCGCGACGUGGACAUCGGGAUCUUCAUCGGCGACUUCCGCCCCGACGUCAUCACGGCCUUCCGGGACGUUGGCCUGUCACUCAAACACAAGUUCGGCAAGGCGGAGGACAGUCUGGAGUUGUCCUUCGUGAGGGACGGCGUCAAGCUAGACGUCUUCUUCUUCUAUCGGGACGGCCACCUGAGCUGGAACGGCGGCACGCAGGCCAAGAGCGGCAGAAAGUUCAAGUACGCGUUCCCGCACUUCUCGCUGUGCUGGGCCGAGCUGGCCGAGGUCCGAGUGGGAGUCCCGUGCGAGACGCUGGACUACGUGACGGCCAAUUACGGCGCCGCCGCCUGGCGCGUCCCGCAGAGGGCGUGGGACUGGAAGUCGUCGCCCAGCAACGUCCAAGAAAACGGGGUGUGGCCGCUCGAGCGCUGGGACGAACUUAUUCAAGUGUAUUGAACGCAAAUGGAAAAAAAGACAUGCUCCUGUUUUUCAAGUAAUAGGGAGAUGAAUUCACCAUUGGGCCAAUAUUCGGCUCUAGAAAAAAACUGAGACCAAAUAGAUUGUAAAGGAUCGUUUGUUGGUAUUUUGAUCAUUUUUUGCAAAUACAGUAAACGCUCUAAACCAGGGGGGGUCAAAGUGUUUUAUCUGGGCGCCCUCUAGUGGUAUGAUAAAGAAUAUUGAAUUAAAUGACGUUUUUAAAAAAUAUAUAUAUAUUUUCCUGCCAUGGACAAAUUCGUCAAUGACAAAAACCCGUCAACUGCGUUUUGUUUUU
This is a messenger RNA of Phycodurus eques (leafy seadragon), 1817 nucleotides long. RefSeq names its product fukutin (gene fktn). The record is from RefSeq and is a predicted model, not a curated record. Bases 89 to 1501 code for a protein of 470 amino acids. Gene Ontology annotation, cellular component: Golgi membrane. The transcript has 9 exons. NCBI's taxonomy places the organism in Eukaryota, Metazoa, Chordata, Actinopteri, Syngnathiformes, Syngnathidae.